UUUCUGUGAUUAAUUUUAUUUAUUCUAAAAUUUCAUACACGCUUGUUAUUCUUAUAAUUAGAUAAUUAGGUCCAGGUGGCUGCAAGCCUAACCACAAGUUGCAAGAUCAAAGACUUUCCUGGGCCUAAUGGCGAAUAGUGGGAGAAGGAUUUCAUCUCUCAAUGUCACCUAUGAAGAGCAGUAUAUGGGCAACUCCUGGGCUGCAAGGCAAGCUGGAGAUGAGGCGUGCACACCACUAGGUUAUGAGGACACAGCUGCUGUGCCUGCAGAUAUUUCAGUUGGGGGGGAGUUGUGUGGUCCGCUACCAGGAGACGAGCUCUGUGCCAACACACAACCGUACAAUACAUUAGGGUACAACGACAAUGAAGUGAAGGAACCAGACAAUUGCCUCCCAGAGCUCCUCCCUCCAUUAGGGUACCCUAAACCUCCGCAGAGUGUUGUGGAUUCUGGCUUUGAAGGGUGUUCAGGGAAUAAUGUUCUUUAUGUGCUCGAAGAUCGACUGAGACAUAAAGUGAAUGUGAGUAUAGAAGACUUCAGAGCAGAUCUUCAACAUGUCUUCUAUGAGGAGUUUGGUCUCUAUCGGCAAUCAAUGAUGGCCCGAGAGGAAGCAAGAAGCGACCAACCCAUGUGUGAAGAUGUAGAGAGAUCAUGUGACUCCGUGUGUACUAACCAAUCAAGUGUUGACUCUGGUGUGUCUGGUGGCCAUGGCGUAGAGCAAGAGGAGGGCACUGUCAUCAAUGAAUGUCUCAUCAAACUACAGAUGUGUGCUGCAACCAUAACUAGCAGCUUACAGAGAGCUGAAUACACUGUCACUAAUUAA
Molecule: messenger RNA, 820 nt
Organism: Halichondria panicea
Lineage: Eukaryota; Metazoa; Porifera; Demospongiae; Suberitida; Halichondriidae
Exons: 5
Coding region: 128-820 (230 amino acids)
Source: RefSeq, a predicted model, not a curated record